This is a messenger RNA of Rhincodon typus (whale shark), 1784 nucleotides long. RefSeq names its product R3H domain and coiled-coil containing 1-like (gene r3hcc1l). The record is from RefSeq and is a predicted model, not a curated record. NCBI's taxonomy places the organism in Eukaryota, Metazoa, Chordata, Chondrichthyes, Orectolobiformes, Rhincodontidae. The transcript is spliced from 5 exons. Bases 123 to 1784 code for a protein of 553 amino acids.
CGUGGUGACGUCAGAGGGUUCCUGCGUUCGAGCUGCUGCCUGGAAACGGGAGGCCGGAGGCGGAUAAUUACCGAGAGGGACCUCCCUGACCGAGGAUACAAGAUAAGAAAAGGAAAAACUGUAUGGAGCAAGAACAGGACAAGAGCAAACCACGGUCAAAGAGACCAGACAAAGCUCUGUACAUUCCCAGAGCACGGCGGCACUUGAGCACAGAGCAGCAGCUAAGCUGUGAUCCCAAACUAGAGGUAGAAGCCCAAAAGGUACUCACAAGUACGGUAAUUGCAGCAGAAGAGACCGAGAAAAGUACUACCGUAAAGGUAUUUCCUUACAAUAACUUGGGAAUGCCCCAUGAGUGGAUUCACACACAAAGCAACUUACCUCAUAAGGAAGAAAGCCAAGGAGAGCACACAAACAAAGAUUUUAAAAAGAGGCAAUCUGUGCACUCUGUCCGAGAAAGGAAGUCAAGUGAAGGAAACAGAUUGGAAUCAAAGCACUUAAAAGGAAAGAAGGCGACCCAGCAGAAGUGUAGGGCAGGGUCAAAGAGUAGUAAAUUGCACCACAGAGAGAAAGAACUGAUGCAUAAAGAAGCAGUGUCACAAAAAUGUAAUAAUAUUGAUGUAGCAGCAAAUGGUUUACUUGAAGUUACCAGCUCAAUUGCUGAGAGUAAUGGAGAAGGAAUGAAAUCCAGUCACACAGAAAUCCAAACCCCUGCACAACAGAUUACCGCAAAUAUGUCUAGUGAUGAACAGUCAGAACACAGAAAUAAUGACCGACACAAUAAUGCAGAUUCUGUCGCAAGCGAGCAUGAGACUGAUGUAAACAAAUCUUUCCAUCUAAAAGCUGCCUCUGGUGUGAGCAGAAGUUGUGAUUCUGACAAUUUUCUUAAGCCAAGUGAGCUGGUAUCCUCUAAAUUAGCCAUCUGUAAAUGCUCAGAUGCUGUGAAACAAAAUGUAUUAGAAUGCUCAGAAGGUGUAAAAGAGGCACAGCAGAUGGAAAGGAGCAGUAGACAAUAUUCAUGCACUGGAGCUACUGAAGUAGACAGUUCUUACAAGAUAUUUGCUGUGAACAAUGCAACAGAGCAUGAAACUAGGAUAGAUAAUGACUCUUUCUCUCAGGGAACUGAGAUUAUGUUUCUAAAUGAGAACAGUGUUAGUUUACCCACCACUUCAUCUGGAAAUGUAGUCUUCUCAGAUUCUCCAAGUUUCAAAUUUGUUGCUCUUUCAACCAUACAAGAAGUGCAGCAAGGAACGGAAAAGUCUGCAUCUUUAAUAGAAAGAGACAACACUGCAAUCAACCUGACAGACAGCAAACCUGUCAGCAUGGAGCAGGAGGCUGAAUUCGGUGUUGCUUUGCAAGGUGUCAACCAAAUCUCACUGGCUUCAGAUCAACUAAAUACUGAUACAGAAGAAACUGAGUGUAUUAAAGCAGCUGUUCCUGAAGAACCAGAGGAUGACACUUGGGAUGCCCUUUUCAAUGACGAUGGAGAUUGCUUGGACCCUCAUUUCCUCGACGAGCUAACUGCUAAUAGGAAGCCCAAGAAGAAUAUUCAGGAUCCUUGUUUCAACUAUUCCAACUACCAGCCAGCGGAAACAGACAUUGAUGAUUCGGAAUUUUCACACAUUGUCGAGAUCUAUGAUUUUCCUGCAGGAUUUAAGACUGAGGAUUUGCUGCAAGCUUUCUCCAUUUAUCAGAAGAAAGGAUUCGAUAUCAAAUGGGUGGAUGACACACACGCUUUAGGCUUGUUUUCAAGUGCAAUUGCAGGUGGUUAUUUCAAUGCACACUAA